This is a messenger RNA of Exophiala aquamarina CBS 119918, 909 nucleotides long. RefSeq lists its product as uncharacterized. The record is from RefSeq and is a predicted model, not a curated record. Bases 1 to 909 code for a protein of 302 amino acids. Gene Ontology annotation, cellular component: cytoplasm. The transcript has 2 exons. NCBI's taxonomy places the organism in Eukaryota, Fungi, Ascomycota, Eurotiomycetes, Chaetothyriales, Herpotrichiellaceae.
AUGGCCAGGCCAACAUCAGCAACGGUAAUACCCUACAUCGUUGGAAUUUCCGGGCCGUCGUCGUCUGGGAAAACAACGCUCGCCCGGCUUUUGAAGUGUGUCUGCGAUGUUGAUGUUUCCGGCAGCAAAUGUUCAGUGAAGCUGUUCAUCCUAUAUGAAGACGAUUUCUACAAGACCAAUAUAGAUGUGCCUAACGUGACAGUAUUGUCAUCCAAGCACGGAGCACGGGAGCUCAAAGAUUGGGACUGCAUUGAGUCUCUCGAUCUGGAUCGGCUGGGGUCAGCUCUACACUACUUUAAGAAGCACGGCAUGCUCCCACCGCGCAUGGUGAAUAAAGAAGGCCGGAAUAAUGUCGUAGAUCUUGGGGUGUCGUCUAGUACGGUGGCCAACUUCCGUAUGGCAUUCAAAAUUUGGCUGGAGGAAUUUUACUACUCUUCGUUGUCUCAUACACUCCUUGGGGACGUCUCUAGUGUCGAGAUUCGAGUGUGCAUUCUGGACGGAUUCCUCCUCUACCCGAAGAAACCGGGUUCUGGCACAAAUGACCAAAUGCACGCGAAGCUGUACAAUCUGACGAACACACUGCUGGACCUAAAGUUGUUCCUACUGUCCCGGCGGGAACAGACCGUCAGACGCCGGGCCCAACGGAUGCGCUACGCAACUCUCAAGGACUUUUGGGAUGAUCCACCAGGCUAUGUGGAGGACGUGGUGUGGCCUAACUACGAGAACGAGCACUCUUGGAUGUUUGUCAACGGUAAUGUGGCGGGUAUGGAGAUCGACCAGGAGCGUGUACGCGACGAGGGGAUAAUAGUUGACCCAGGCCUUGCUGAUAAAGGCAUGGGAGAGAUUCUAGCAUGGGGGUUGGGAUGGAUCAAGGAGACUCUCAGCGCCAGGUCACGCUUAAAGGCGUAG